UUGACAGUUCUGCUGUCACUUAACCUACAGCCGGGUAUUUCUUUAGGAUUGUUCUCAAAAUGUUACGUCUCCGACCCACACUGUUUCGAAUUGUGCAAAAAAAUUUAGGGAAAAAAGUCGAAUACGUGAAUGGAAGAAAUGUGCAUGCCACCAGUACUAGUGCCGGUCGUGACAGCCAAUCCUCCGUAAAGAGCAACGGUGACAAUUCACGUGUAGACUCCGAUGCCGUUGACCAAAGCCGACGUACUGGUGCCGGCGUUAAGAUUGCACCAGAUGAGGGCAAAUUACGCUCACGUUUACCACUAGUGAAAAAUUUCUUUGUUGGUGUAGUUGAUAAGGAAAUGCUUGGCUACCCGGAAGUCGUGCCGCGUGAAGAUAUGUCUCUGAUUGAGAACGAAAAAUUGGCAAUUAAAAAUUUCUUCACUAAUGAAGUAAACAAUGCCAUAAUCGAUCGCACCCGCCAAAUACCUGGUGAAGUGGUUAAUAGUGUUCGGCAGUUGGGCUUAUACGGCAUUAACGUGCCUGCGGAUUUUGAAGGCAAAGGCUUUGGUUGGACAGCUAGUUUGCUGGCAACAGAACCUGAAACCGGGUGCGCUAAUGUGGCGCUUGGUCUGCUUUCGCAUCGGAUAAUAAUCGAUUUGCUGAAGGAGAUUGGUAGCAGCGAACAGCAGCAGCGGUUUUUACCAAAAUUAGUAAAUGGUUCACUUGUUGGCGUUGAAGCAAUAUACGAAUAUGAUGUGGCGGAGAACGAUUUAUUCAACACAACAGCUGAAUACCAUAAUGAAAUGAACGAGUGGUGUUUGGCUGGUCGAAAGGCGUAUGCCGUAACCGGACCUUUUGCAAGUACCGAUGCAACACCACUAUUCCUAGUCAUUGCACAAACGCGUCGCCCAAACGUGAAAGGUGAUGCAGCGCGUAGUACAACCAUUUUCUUGGUAGAUGGCAACACACCGGGUGUUAAAUUAGGUGAGCAACAUUUGACGAUCGGUUGCAGAGGUUUACAAAUGCAGCAUGUGGAGUUCGAUCAAGUGCGUCUAGCGCCUAGUAGCGUAGUAGGUGCGGUGAAUGAGGGAAAUCAAGUAGGAGAAAUAUUGUUGCGCAGUAGCCGAUUGCGGAAUGCGCACUUGGGACUCGGUAUGGCCAAGCAAUUGGUCAACGAUCUAACAACGUAUUGCAUUGAAAACAAGCAGUGCAAUGUGUCGCUAACCGAUAUGGAAAUGUUGCGUAUGCAUUUGUCGGAAGCAUCAUGUGCCACAUAUGCCAUGGAAAGCAUGAUUUACAUGACAGCUGGCAUCCUGGAUGAAUUUGCAUCGCCUGACGUGACGCUGGAGGCCGCAAUUACCAAAUACUUUAGCCUUACACAACUAUUUAAAAUUGCCGCCAAAAGCAUGGAUAUUAUUGGUCCAAAGUCCUUGCUUUCCGGUCGAGAAACGGAAGUACUAUUCCGUGAUGCCGCGCAGCUUUACACGCAGGGUGAAACAAUGGACACUUUACGCUUAUAUAUCGCACUCACCGGCUUACAACAUGCAGGCAAACUCCUCUCCGAAACAGUGCGCAUGCAACGCAAUCCACUUUUCCAUCCUGGCCACAUAUUCAGUAAAUUUUUACAAAGCUCCAGCAUCGAUAACCCAAAAACUAAAAUGCGUUUAAACGAAAAUGUGCACCCAACGUUGGAGCCGGCUGCGCAAUGUGUGGAACAUUCAGUGGCGCGUCUGCAGAUGUGCACCGAGUUGCUGUUAACCCGCUAUGGCGCCACCGUUGUGGAGAAGCAUCACGAUAUGCAACGUGUGGCGGAUAUCACGGCGACAAUAUAUGCAAUGUUUGCAAGUAUAGCGCGCGCCUCACGCUCUUACUGCAUUGGCUUGCAAUUGGCCGACUAUGAAUUGGUGCUCGCCUCCGCUGUGUGCACACAUGGUCGUGAUAAGGUGCACACUCUGUGCACUGAAAUAUUCAAUGGACAAUAUGCUAAUAAUGAUAGCAAUUUGCAACGUGUAGCAAAGCAAGUGAUUAAGAGUAAAGGCUAUUUCCCAGUGCAUCCACUUACUUAUAAUUACUAGAAAGAGUUACCAUAAAAAUACGUACUGGUUGAUAAGCAUGUGAAUAGUUCAAUAUAGUAGUGAUUUUUUCUUUUUUUGUUAAUUAUUUAAAACAAGGUAUAAAUAAAAAUGAAAUGAUCCGAUAA
Anastrepha obliqua is the source of this 2182-nucleotide messenger RNA. RefSeq names its product complex I assembly factor ACAD9, mitochondrial (gene Egm). The record is from RefSeq and is a predicted model, not a curated record. Gene Ontology annotation, molecular function: acyl-CoA dehydrogenase activity; flavin adenine dinucleotide binding. The coding region runs from base 60 to 2057 and encodes 665 amino acids. NCBI's taxonomy places the organism in Eukaryota, Metazoa, Arthropoda, Insecta, Diptera, Tephritidae. The transcript has 5 exons.